Messenger RNA from Solanum lycopersicum (tomato), 909 nucleotides. Its product is annotated as enoyl-CoA delta isomerase 2, peroxisomal. The record is from RefSeq and is a predicted model, not a curated record. Gene Ontology annotation, biological process: fatty acid beta-oxidation. Gene Ontology annotation, cellular component: peroxisome. Gene Ontology annotation, molecular function: delta(3)-delta(2)-enoyl-CoA isomerase activity. Lineage: Eukaryota; Viridiplantae; Streptophyta; Magnoliopsida; Solanales; Solanaceae.
UCAGAAUAUCCUCAUCUUUAUCCAACGCAUAAAGACACAUUUCAACGCAACUCACGAUGUGCACAUUAGAAAAAGCCGGCAACAUCUUCUAUCUUACGCUUACCGGCAACGACGAGCACCGAUUGAAUCCUACUCUCAUCGCGACCCUCCGAUCAACACUAGCGCAAGUUAAAUCCCAAUCCGUUAAGGGUUCCGUUCUAAUAACCAAAGCCGAUGGAAGAUUCUUCUCCAACGGCUUUGAUCUAAAGUAUGCACAAGCCGGAGGCUCAGCAAAAGCUUCUAUCGAUCGGCUUAGGAGCAUGGUGGAUUCGUUAAAGCCAGUGGUUGCCGAUUUCAUGUCACUCCCGAUUCCAACCAUCGCUGCCGUUACCGGCCACGCUGCGGCGGCAGGGCUGUUGUUAGCGAUGAGUCAUGAUUAUAUAAUGAUGAGAUCGGAUAAAGGCGUGUUGUAUAUGAGUGAAUUGGAUAUAGGGAUGACUUUGCCGGAUUAUUUCACGGCGAUGAUUAGGUCUAAGAUUGGAUCGGCAGUUGCUCGGCGAGAUUUGGUGUUGAAAACGUCGAAGAUUAGAGGAGAGGAUGCGGUGAGGAUGGGAAUGGUGGAUUCGGCGCAUGGUACGGCGGAGGAGACGGUGGAUGCGGCGGUGCAACUGGCGGAGGAGCUGGGAAAAAAGCGUUGGGAUGGUAAAGCGUAUGCAGAGAUCAGAAAAUCGUUGUUUCCAGAAUUGUGCGGAAUAUUAGGGUUGAAAGACGUUGAAGUUUUGCCUUCACACCUUUGAAGUGAGGGCCAUUUUCUUCCCUUUUUUUUUACUGUCAGAAAAUAUUGAUAAUAAUUGUUACUAAUACUACUGGAGUUUGGAAUUAUAUCAUUUUCGUUUCCAAAUACAUGAUAUUAUUUGAGUUUAUUAUAAA